AACAUGGAGGCUUUGGUGUGACCUCUGUGAGAGAAAUUUCUCAGUUUGCAUUCAUUUCUAGCUGGUCACACACAUUAUCAGUUCUGCCCACACGCUUUCCGAUCAUGGAGAAGAUAGUAAACGAUCUCAUUUUUCAAAAUGACACUGACACUUCAAUUGCACUGGAGAUACAUCAGGCCCUACCAUCAGACAAGAGUCUUAGCGAGCUACUUCAAAAGCCCAAGCAACUACAAAGAAGGCUCACUCAACAACACAUGACUUCUAUUUCCAGUUAUAUGAUUGAACAUUCUUGUUCACCUAGAGAUGCAGCCCGCCUUCACUCCCUAAAGGGUAAAGGUGCUGGUGCCUGGAUUGCUGCUAUCCCAGAAUCGGCAAAUUUCGCACUUCAACCUUACGAAUUUCGUCUGGCGUGUUUGUUGAGACUGGGUCUGGAGAUACCGGCUGUGAGCUGCAUCGAGAAAUGUGAAUGUGAUGCUAAUCUGGAUAACACAGGGUAUCACUUACUCACCUGUAAGAAAGGCGGUGGUCCUGUGUGGUCACAUGACUCCAUUGUGUCCGAAUGGUCUGAUUGUUUGAGGCACCUGCAGAUCCACCACAAACGCGAACCUCGAGAUCGGUACACUGACAACAACAAUCGUCCAGACAUUGCUGUCUUUGAUGCGGGCUCAGGCACCAAUGUAGAGCUUGAUGUAGCCUUGGCUCAUCCUUGGGCAAAAGACACAUUGUUCCAAGCUUCUAAAAGGGAAGCAGCAGCAGCUGCAAACAGGGAGAACAGGAAGUUAACCAAAUAUAGUCAAGUCACUCUCCCUGGUGCGUCUUCCUUGACACUUGUUCCACUUGUAUUUGAGCAUUUUGGCCAUUGGGGAGAACGAGCCACCAGAUACCUACAGGAACUAUCAACCAGGUCGACGGAUGAUGAUGGCAAUAAGAAUGCUAAUGAAUUCAUGUGUUACUGGAGAAAACGAUUCUCAACAGCGCUACAACGUUGCAAUGCUAGGACUAUUGCAAGGAAACUAUCACGCCUUUUAUCUAUGAGCUCCAGUAAUGUAAAGAACUAUCAUACUCAGUUUUGCGUACAUUAGUUUGUGAUGUGUAUUGACCCUAUUGGGUAUCUUGAACAUUCUAAAUAGUUUUAGUUGUAAUAGCAUUCAUUUAUGAAAAUAUAUGAAGACAGACAGACAGACAGACAGAGACAGACAGA
Molecule: messenger RNA, 1201 nt
Organism: Corticium candelabrum
Lineage: Eukaryota; Metazoa; Porifera; Homoscleromorpha; Homosclerophorida; Plakinidae
Exons: 1
Coding region: 105-1082 (325 amino acids)
Source: RefSeq, a predicted model, not a curated record